This is a messenger RNA of Bolinopsis microptera, 339 nucleotides long. RefSeq names its product aspartate and glycine-rich protein-like. The record is from RefSeq and is a predicted model, not a curated record. The transcript has 2 exons. The coding region runs from base 1 to 339 and encodes 112 amino acids. NCBI's taxonomy places the organism in Eukaryota, Metazoa, Ctenophora, Tentaculata, Lobata, Bolinopsidae.
AUGACCCGCCGCGCACGAGGAAAAGGAGAAGGAGGAGGAGACGGAGACGGAUACGGGGGCAGAGACGGAGACGGAGACGGAGACGGAGACGGAGACGGAGACGGAGACGGAGACGGAGACGAAGCUAUCCGAUACCCUUACCACAACCCUAACCCGAGCCGCGCCCUAGCCCUAAACAAUCGAAUUCAAAAAGGAGACGGAGACGGAGACGGAGACGGAGACGGAGACGGAGACGGAGACGGAGACGGAGACGGAGACGGAGACGGAGACGGAGACGGAGACGGAGACGGAGACGGAGACGGAGACGGAGUAUCAUAUCAAAUUGUUGUUAUUCUCUAG